AUGGCAAAAGUAUGUCCUAUUAAUAGCUCAGAGCAGAUGCUUCUACUGCUUAUGCACAGGGUCGUUACUACUCGCAGGUCCUCCAACCUAAUUAACCCUAUGUGUCUGAAGUUCCAUGGCACACAUGACCAAAAGAUGCUAUCACCUGGUUCCGCAUUGUUUAAACAAACCCAACUGGGAGAGGUUUUUUCAUAG
Molecule: messenger RNA, 195 nt
Organism: Eruca vesicaria subsp. sativa (arugula)
Lineage: Eukaryota; Viridiplantae; Streptophyta; Magnoliopsida; Brassicales; Brassicaceae
Source: the annotation of a GenBank genome assembly